Pecten maximus is the source of this 1326-nucleotide messenger RNA. RefSeq names its product acetylcholine receptor subunit beta-type acr-3-like. The coding region runs from base 1 to 1326 and encodes 441 amino acids. The transcript has a single exon. NCBI's taxonomy places the organism in Eukaryota, Metazoa, Mollusca, Bivalvia, Pectinida, Pectinidae. The record is from RefSeq and is a predicted model, not a curated record. Gene Ontology annotation, biological process: chemical synaptic transmission; monoatomic ion transmembrane transport; regulation of membrane potential. Gene Ontology annotation, molecular function: transmembrane signaling receptor activity; neurotransmitter receptor activity; extracellular ligand-gated monoatomic ion channel activity. Gene Ontology annotation, cellular component: membrane; neuron projection; synapse.
AUGCCUUUUAAGACAGGCAUCAGCGUGUCUUUGGUACUGCUUGUUCUGUCGUGUAUUUCAGACAUAACGUGUAGUGCUGCGAACAAAGAGACGGAACUGUUGGAACAUCUCUUCACUGGUUACAACACACACGCGAGACCUGUAACAAACUCCAGUUCUCCUGUAGUCGUGGAUGUUUCAUUUUUCAUAUCGUCGUACGAAAUAGCAGAAGAAACCCAAGAACUAUUAACAAUAGGAUGGUUCUCGUUGACGUGGAAGAAUGAGUUGUUGGCAUGGAAUGUGAGUGAAUAUCCAGUUUCACAUAUUGUGGUGAGUCCCUCGAUGGUCUGGCUACCCUCCGUGACUGUCAUUAACUCGAAUGAUGAUAGAAAUUGUAUACUUAAGAGUAUAUCCAGCGUUCAGAUCUUUUCCGACGGGUUGAUGGCAUGGUGGCCAGACGCGGCCAUGAAGACUUCAUGCAUGAUAACCAUAAAGAAAUAUCCAUUCGACGAACAGAAAUGUACUAUUCACAUCAUAGCGUGGCUCAGAUCAGAGGCUGAGCAACAGUUUAUAUCAUCAGAAGACCAUAUAACGAUAACGUCCGAUGAAUUAAACACAGAAUGGGAAUAUCUCGGAUCAUCAAUACAAGUGGAGACAAAUGAGAAUGGACAAUUAUCUUCUGUGAAAUUUGAUUUAAAAGUUAAAAGGCGACCCUUUUAUCAGAUAGUCCACACACUUAUACCUAUCAUACUUUUGUCAUACAUGAACUGUUUCAUUUUCAUCAUUCCUAUCAAUUCAGGAGAGAACACUUCAUUUGGGGUCGCCAUAUUUCUGGCAUUUGCUGUAUUCAUUGGCCCAGUGAAGGAGUCCCUCCCUGUGACGUCAACUGAAACGUGUAUUUUGACAGUUUAUCUGAUCGUCCAAUUCUGUGUCGGGGGUCUGGAGACUUGUUUGUCAAACAUCACUCUACGUCUAGCGUCGAGAACAACACAAGUUCCUUUAAAUAGUUGGUGGAUUAAACUUGUUAAUAUAUCUUUCCUUAUAAAACAACAAAAAAGGAAAGUUUUCCCUGAACUGUCGCCAUCUGACACGCAGAUUAUUAUAGAAAAAUACACAAAGGAGAAUGGAAAAGGAGAUGAAAGUAAAGCCCAGGUUAUCGGUACCAUUGCACUGCCCAGUUCAGAUGUCGACAUAUCCGAAGACAUAAGUACCUUUGCUCGGCCGCUAAGAGAUGUUGAUUUAGAUUGGACAGCGGUAGCAUCCAAUCUGAACUUGUUGUUUUUCAUGUUAUUUGUUUUGAUAAACACAAUACUUCUCAUCAUAUUUCUUAUAAUUACCAUGUCGUAA